CUGCCGGCGCGGGGGCGGCGGGGCGCGCCGGACCCGCGGCGGCGGCGGCGGCCACUGGGAUGCAAGUAUGGACAUAAUAGCCUAUGAUGAUUACUCCAGUCCACCGCUUCAGAGAUAUUGAAAGGACACCUGAAUACCUCCAGCCGGAAAAGUGUGUUCCACCUCCUAGCCACGCUUCCCUGGGAACAAUGUGGUUUAUUCGAGAUGGCUGUGGUAUUGCAUGUGCUGUCGUUACCUGGAUGCUGGUGUUCUAUGCCGACUUUGUAGUCCUUCUUGUCAUGCUAGUUCCAUCGAGAGAUUAUGUUUAUAGUGUCAUCAAUGGCACACUGUUCAACACCUUGGCUUUCCUCGCUUUGGCUUCACAUUUUCGUGCUAUGCUGACAGAUCCAGGUGCUGUACCCAAAGGUAAUGCCACAAAAGAGUUCAUUGAGAGUUUACAGCUAAAGCCAGGACAGGUGGUUUACAAGUGCCCAAAGUGUUGUAGCAUCAAACCUGACAGAGCACAUCACUGCAGCGUUUGCAAGAGGUGCAUUCGGAAAAUGGACCAUCACUGCCCAUGGGUCAAUAACUGUGUAGGAGAGAAUAACCAGAAGUACUUUGUACUGUUUACAAUGUAUAUAGCACUGAUUUCCCUGCAUGCUCUAAUCAUGGUGGGAUUUCACUUCUUGUACUGCUUUGAAGAAGACUGGACAAAGUGCAGUUCCUUCUCUCCACCAACUACAGUGAUUCUCCUCAUCCUCUUGUGUUUUGAGGCUCUCCUAUUUCUCAUCUUCACCUCAGUUAUGUUUGGGACCCAAGUACACUCCAUCUGCACUGAUGAAACGGGUAUUGAGCGACUUAAAAACCAGAAGCCAACCUGGGAGAAGAUCAGCGGCUGGGAAGGAAUGAAGCUGGCGUUUGGUGGUGCCUUCUCCCUGGGUUGGUUCAACCCUUUCUCAAACCUGAACUGCAAGAGCCCAGUGCUGGCUGAAGCAGUGGCAGCAGCUCCUGCAUCUGAAAUUAUGACCCAAGAAGAAAUCGAGCAGUUUCUGGCUCGAGAUGUUGCCAUCCAAAUGUUGCGUGAAUAAGCAAAGCAUCCUCCACAAUGCCAGGAGAAGCUUUCAGGUGUUCCUUUUAAUAAUUACUUGUGCUGGAGAUUUAAGGGUUGCUUUUUAGCAUAUUUUCUGGUGCAUUUAAAAAUUCAGGAGUAUUUGUCUGGAACAGACCCUACAGCACUAGUAAUGCAAAUCUCCAGAGAGAACUUCGUAAGUGAUGGGGUUCAUAAGCUCCUUUUCAGACCUGUGUCAACUGCUUUACUGAGCUUUUCUUAGAUGGCCUUAAAGGACAGUUUAUAAUUGUCAGAUAGAUUGGUUCCAGUUCCCAGAAAUGUGCCAUCCUAGGGAGUCUGGUUAAUCUUUGUUCUUAACAGCCCUUUGGAGGACUAAAUGUGUGUGAUGGCAAGAUUAGGCCAGCUCUGAAGGUUUUCUGGAAAAACACAUCCACUUUAGCCCAUCCCAUGGGUGCUGCCUCUAGGUUAUGAAAGCUGCUGCCACACUGAUCUUAGCCUAGGUGGGAUACAGGGCUAUGGAUGCAGCACUUGGAUGAGCUCACCCUGGGUGUAACUCCUUUGGGCUCUGAAAUAUCUCCAGGGGUUAAUUUUUACCCUCUGUGCUUGUGGGACUGCCCAGGACUGGUGGUGCAUGUUGGAGGUGGUGGGCUUGUGAUGGUGCCAGGCUGGUGAGAGCAUUCACCCGUGGCCAGUGCAGCUAAGAACGGGCAAAUGUUGGCCGGGUUUUCGAGGUGCUGGUGGGGGGAAGCUUUUGCCCCGGGGCUGUGGCUCAUUCACAUGUGAGAUGUGUGAAGCAGGAACUGCCUGGCUGAGCUCUGCAGCCCAGGGAGCAUGGAAGUGGUCUAGGCCAGGUACCAGGGCUAUUUCCGCUGUCAAAGAGAGGGUGAUGUGAACACCCUGUGAUGGAGGUGCUGCUUCUCUCUGUUUGACUUGUCUAAGUUAGAUGUCUCUCUUUUCUUCUUUUCUUGGUAGCUAGAGUUGGUAGAGAAUGAACAGUGCCUCCUAAUCUUACUGGAGUUUAACACUGUCCUACUAGUACGUGCCAUUAUGCAGGGUUUCCUUACAUUAAUUUUGCAGCCAGCUCCUGGGGAAUGCUGGUGAACCUGUAGAAGGAACACUCGUCCCUUGAAGAGGGCAUCACUGCAGGUGGCAGUAGUGGUAGCAAAGUCAUGCAGAGAUGUUGCCAGCCUCUGAAUUCAGAUACGCUGCAAACACUUGGCAUCCUCCAGAUGUCAGGGUACUUUUAAUUUAGACUGUUUUUCAAUUGCUUUUUUUUUCUUCUGUCAUAUCCCUUAGAUUAAUUGUCAUUAAAUUUGCAAGAGACUAGAGAUGUGCUCCUGGCUUCCCCCCCCCAGAACAUGCUUGCUUUUAUCUCCCCCUCCCCUGUAACAUGGACCAAAGAUAACUGCUUCCUCUCAAAAGUAAGAGAAAGGAGUUUUUGGGAUGAAAGCAUGGUAUUGUGAAAGACCUAUAUGAAGUUUUUAUUAUUUAUAGGAGUAAUAUCAAAUGGAAUUUGUGCAAGAUUUUUUUCCUGUUUUUUUUUAACUCCUCAGAAAGCAUCUUGGUGUACAUUAAUGGUGUGACAUUCAGGACUACUGUGGAGGGAUGGGAUUCUCUCCUGGACUUGUCCUCUGCCACAGCAGUCUCAUUUUCUGGCAAAGGUACUGGGAACAAAUAGAGUGCCUUGACUGUUAGGAGCACAGCUUGACCAAAAUCCAGAGGGUAUUUCCAAGUAGUUGUCCCAUCCUCUGUUCCCUCUGGAUAUCUCUUCUCUUUGUCAGUGCAAAAUAGAUCUAGAAAACAUCAUUAGGAACUGUGUAUUUAUAACCUUUGGGAUAAAGGGAAACGCCCCACAUUGGAGGGGAAACAAGGUAUCCUCUCAUGUCAUUUAGACACGAGGUCUUGAAUGUCUUUGCCCUGUGCAGCUGUGUGGUGUUGAGGGAAGAAACUCCUCCUUCUGCACUAGACUAUGUUUAUCUCUGUCAGCAUCCCGCAGGAAAUGGAUGUCAGGGACAUACAGAUCUAAAAGGAAUUUCCUGUAGGGAGCAAUGGGGAUGUUGAAGGAGGAAGAAUAAGAGUGCCCUUUUUAGCUCACAUUUUCUAAUUUUGGCUUGCUGCUCCACCUCUGCAUCCAGUUAACAUCCCUGCCUCUGGUGCUGUGUCUGCAGUGGGAAUGGUGCUACAGGGAGAAACUAGUUCAUGGCUGAACAUCACCUUGAGGCAGGCAUAUAGGGAUGUCAGCUUGGGAGGGACCCCCAUACGCUGCGUUCCAGGGAUGCUUCUCAGAAUGGGGACCCCACUCUGGGACAUGGCUUUGGGUAGGCGUGGAUGGAGGCAGCCUAAUUUCUCCUGCACUCUCAAACCUGGCUCACUUCAUCAGGAGAACAGUGGUCAUUUGUUUCUGUUUCCCACCACUCCUAUUGUUCCUCAGGUGCUGGCGUUUCUGGGUUUGUUUUUUUUUUAAAUAGAGGAAACAGAAAAGUAGUGUGAAGAGGAAGGUGAGAGCCAGAACAGUCAUCUCCCCUCCUCCAGUUACAGUCUGAGUGAGAGACAGGGGCGUGUCACUGUGCCUUACACAGAGCCUGGACAGCCAGCUCCAGCUGUGAUGCCCCCAAGAUGUGGCAGGGUGACUUCCUAUACCCAGGAAAUCAGUUCUGGUGUUUCUUGUCUGUCAGUCUCCCUUGUCCCCUUCCAAAGUCCCAGUACCCCUUGGUGUAUCUCCUUUCUGUCUCAAUGUAGUGUGACAACUCUCAGAAAUCCCACAUUUUCACAAGUUGGAAAAAUUUGUUUUAUCCGUAGCUUUUGUAUAAACCUCCUUCUUUAAUGAUUGACUGGUAGCUUGAGACCAAACAUAAUUUUCAUGGAAUUGAAAUGAAACUCACUGUUUACUUUCCCUUCCCUCUACACACUUCUUGCCCUUUGUUAGAGCAUGCCUUCAUGUUCAGACCAUGCAGCUAUGGUCCUGGCUGGCCUGCCAGGUCCCAGGAAAGACAUCCUGGAGAGCCUGCUUGUGGCGCCCUAAGUGUAUGGGGCCAGGGAGGAUGCUCCCCCUGCACUGCACAGUGGGACGUGGUUUGCUGGAGGUCCCAUCACUGCUCUGACAUGAGGUGAUGCUCUGAUGAAGUUAAUAUGUGAUGGGCAGGGUCGUGGCAAAUGUGGAAAGUGUUCUCGUACUUCUUACCUGGUGUCUUCUACAGCAGGUUUUCUAUGCAAAUAGAGAAUUUACAUCUCUUGAAAAAACACAUUUUUUGCUGUUUGUAACUCCUUUUUGUGCCUUCAGUCCCUGUUGUACUUACUAAAGAGCUAAUACUUCAUCUUCCAAGGACCACCUGCUCCUCCCUACCCUGUGGACAGGAUGCACACGGACCCUGCACCCACUCUGCCUGUGGAGAGGAGCUCCCACUCCCUGCUAUGCCACCACAGGAGGUGUAGGAGGUGGCCUUUUGGGGACCCUGUGCUGCUGUGGAGCAACAGAACACCAUGGGCAGAGGGGCAGCAGGGGCAGGGCAGCCUUGACCCCCGUCCAUGGCCUGGCAGCCACCUGUGUGCUCCUCUGGGAGUUGCCCAAAUCUUUGAAACACAAGAGAGUGGUUAAAACCUUUUUGCCUUUUUAUGUCCUUCCUAGUUUUUUUCCUCUUCCCUUUUUAUGGGCUGGCACAUAACCAGAUGUAGUCACCAUUUCUUUUUUCCACCCUACUGCAUUAAUGCUUGAGCAUUUGCCUUUUAAAUAAACAAAUAAAUUACCCCCUA
This is a messenger RNA of Corvus hawaiiensis (hawaiian crow), 4798 nucleotides long. It is a transcript of the gene ZDHHC3, whose product is annotated as zinc finger DHHC-type palmitoyltransferase 3. NCBI's taxonomy places the organism in Eukaryota, Metazoa, Chordata, Aves, Passeriformes, Corvidae. The coding region runs from base 84 to 1067 and encodes 327 amino acids. The transcript has 7 exons. Gene Ontology annotation, biological process: peptidyl-L-cysteine S-palmitoylation; protein targeting to membrane. Gene Ontology annotation, cellular component: Golgi apparatus; endoplasmic reticulum. The record is from RefSeq and is a predicted model, not a curated record. Gene Ontology annotation, molecular function: protein-cysteine S-palmitoyltransferase activity.